Magnolia sinica is the source of this 318-nucleotide messenger RNA. RefSeq names its product chaperone protein dnaJ 11, chloroplastic-like. Bases 1 to 318 code for a protein of 105 amino acids. The record is from RefSeq and is a predicted model, not a curated record. NCBI's taxonomy places the organism in Eukaryota, Viridiplantae, Streptophyta, Magnoliopsida, Magnoliales, Magnoliaceae. The transcript has a single exon.
AUGACAAUUCUAGCCUUCGCCCCAACUACAUGCCCCAAAAGACCAUCCAAUCUCUACAACGUCCUACGUGUCAAAGAAACCGCUUCUCCGAUCGAGAUAAAAAACGCUUACCGGACGCUUGCAAAGCAGUUCCAUCCUGAUAUAGGAUCCGACGGACGAUAUUUCAUUGAAAUUCGUGAAGCCUACACCACGCUAUCGGAUCCGGUCUCUAGGGCUGCCUACGACCGGUCCAUGGGGCGGGGGAUCCGGUUCGACGCUGGGAGCCGGUCUGGACCGGCGUUGCAGACAAGGAGGUGGGAGACAGAUCAAUGCUGGUAG